Messenger RNA from Thalassophryne amazonica, 2886 nucleotides. It is a transcript of the gene wnt4, whose product is annotated as wingless-type MMTV integration site family, member 4. The coding region runs from base 481 to 1539 and encodes 352 amino acids. Gene Ontology annotation, biological process: canonical Wnt signaling pathway; cell fate commitment; neuron differentiation. The record is from RefSeq and is a predicted model, not a curated record. Lineage: Eukaryota; Metazoa; Chordata; Actinopteri; Batrachoidiformes; Batrachoididae. The transcript is spliced from 6 exons. Gene Ontology annotation, cellular component: extracellular region. Gene Ontology annotation, molecular function: cytokine activity; frizzled binding.
GAGGACGGCCCGUGCGUAUUUACGCAGAGUGUGCGCACCCACGGCGCGCUGACAGCAGAACCCUGCUUGUCCGCGAGUGGCACCGUGCAGCGGGCAAUAAAGACUUGGAGAAGAAGCCCGUAAAAGCCUCAGGGGUCAUUAUGUUGUCUUUGAGUUGGCCGCCUGUCCUCGCGCGUUAACGCGCAGCUGAAAAGGAAGACAAACACGUUGAUUGAGAAGAAGGGUCUGAUUCAGCCCGUAUUUUUAGCAUCCCUCUUUUCCCCUCUCCCCGUCCCUUCUGAGUGUGGGGUGUAAGAGGGAGGGAGGGGAGAACCGGUCGGAUGGACGGUGAAGCUGCGCGCUUCCCCGGUUCGUGUUCCGCUGGAUGUAGGACGAUGGAUUAACAGCCUCCUCCGGACCCUGGUGUUUCCUUGUGACUUCCGACUCCUCUCCACUCCGGGACUUUAACUCUCACCUUCUUCCCUCUCCAUCCACAUCGAGAUGACCGAGGAAUAUGUUGUGCGGUGCGUCCUGAUGCUCUGCUGCGCGCUCCUCUCGGCCAACGCAAGUAACUGGCUGUACUUAGCCAAACUGUCAUCGGUGGGAAGCAUCAGGGAUGAAGAAACAUGCGAGAGGUUACGAGGUCUGAUCCAGAGACAGGUUCAGAUCUGUAAGCGGAGUGUGGAGGUAAUGGAUGCAGUGCGGCGUGGAGCCCAGCUGGCGAUAGACGAGUGUCAGUUUCAGUUUCGUAACCGUCGGUGGAACUGCUCCACUCUGGAAACCAUGCCUGUGUUUGGCAAAGUGGUCACCCAGGGCACCCGUGAGGCAGCCUUUGUGUAUGCCAUCUCAGCAGCCAGUGUGGCAUUUGCGGUAACACGGGCCUGCAGCAGUGGAGAGCUGGAAAAAUGUGGCUGUGACCACACGGUGCAUGGAGUCAGUCCAGAGGGGUUCCAGUGGUCUGGCUGCAGUGAUAACAUUGCGUACGGAGUGGCCUUUUCUCAGUCCUUUGUGGAUGUGAGGGAGAGAGGUAAAGGCCAGUCCUCCAGCCGAGCACUCAUGAACCUGCACAACAACGAGGCUGGCAGGAAGGCCAUUCUGUCCCACAUGCGUGUGGAGUGUAAAUGUCACGGUGUGUCGGGCUCCUGUGAGGUGAAGACAUGCUGGAGAGCAAUGCCGCCAUUCCGCAAGGUGGGCAACCUCAUCAAGGAGAGGUUUGAUGGUGCCACUGAAGUAGAGCAACGCAAAGUGGGCACCACGAAAAUCCUCGUGCCCCGUAACUCUCAGUUCAAACCUCACACAGAUGAAGAUCUGGUCUAUCUAGAGCCCAGUCCAGAUUUCUGCGACUAUGACCCACGCACACCAGGCAUGCUGGGCACAGUGGGGCGCCAGUGUAACAGAACAUCCAAGGCCAUCGACGGCUGCGAGCUGAUGUGCUGUGGCCGUGGCUUCCAGACGCAGGAGGUGGAGGUGGUGGACAGGUGCAGCUGUAAGUUCCACUGGUGCUGUUAUGUUAAAUGUAAACAGUGCCGCAAGAUGGUGGAGAUACACACUUGCCGAUGAUAUCAGGACCGCAACCACAGGAGCCGCCUUUAGACAAAGGAAAUGCCCUGCACCCGCAGUCAAGAAGGAGCAUAAAGAGACUCGUGAAGGUUCUUUUCCCGCUUGAGUCACCCCACCUUUGCAACUACUGGCAAGCAGGAGUGACUGAGAAGUCCAAGGUCAUGUGAUUCAUUUUAUGCCAUGAUUAUGGACAUUAUAACAUUACCUGCAUGGGAUUCCCGACAAAGCAACAGAGAUAUUUCUCUUCUUAAGCAGAGAACAUCUUUCGCUUGGUUUCCAUCCGAUCCCUCACUUGCAUGUUUUGUUGGGCGUUGAUUCCCAUUUAUUGUUGUAAUGUUUAACUUAUUUGUUGAAUCUGGAGCUGGGUGAGGACUGGAUCUACAUGGAGGUGGACUCAUGGAUAUAAUAAGAAACAUAUAUGACUUUUGGGUGGGUUACAGGGGUUAGGGUGGGGGUUAAGAAGAGGGACCUCUGCCCUCUGUCAUUGCUGCUGCUUUGGGACUCAAUUGGAGUGCUGGAUGUCAAAAAAGGAGACACCGGGUCUGUCUGGAGGCUGACCUGAACAACAUAUGGUACUCACAGAAGGACAAUCUGUGAUCUGCUUCCCAAUUGUGUACAAGCUGGGGUUCAGUUGCUGUUUUUGCCCAAUGCAUUGCCCUGAUGCUGCUCCACCGUCACACAAUCAGGCACACACACACUCUCUCUCUUUGCAUUAGAGGGAGGAUGACGAUGGACAGACGAAAACCACUCAGUUUCUUCCUGACUUGUAGUCCCUGAAUCUGAUGGGCAUCAGCAGACCGCUGACUGAACACAAACUGUUGAAAACAGUAAAGCACCAACUCACCAGGAUGCUGAACAAAACAAACAACACUUUCACUGAAGUAGACAGGAGGUGAAGCCACAUGAUUUUAGCUCUGAUAGUGCGAACUGUGUAGGGAUUGGGUUACUCAAAAAUGUUUAAUCAGUGGGCACAUAAAUACCAAGAAUGAGGUGCAUUCAAAAAUCACAAAUCAUGACAUUUUAAGAUGCAUUAAAAGGGAACUGCAAGGGCCUCCUUUACCAAACUGCGUAGGACAGGUUCUACAUGCUGGUACGCAAACAAAAUUUAAUAAGUAAAAAGAAAAAAAUCCAUGUUCAUCAAACAAGCGCACGCUGAAUGUAAACAGACACGUGUCAAAGGGCAUUAUGGGAAAAUUCCAGUACACAUGCAGCUACUGAUAUUUUUGAGUAAAUUCAAAGGCAAUCACAAAAAACAGCAAGCCAGCACUUCUGUCUAAGAUGAGCCUUCUCUCUGCAAGACAGACCUGAUGACAAGAGAAAGGGGAAAAAAGUGGAGGAAAAAAAAAA